Molecule: messenger RNA, 3105 nt
Organism: Aegilops tauschii subsp. strangulata
Lineage: Eukaryota; Viridiplantae; Streptophyta; Magnoliopsida; Poales; Poaceae
Source: RefSeq, a predicted model, not a curated record
AUCUCCGCACCACACCGCCCACUCUCAGCCACACACAUCACUCCACUUCAUCCCCCUCUCCUCGACACGGGUCCCGUGAGGAAGUGCGCCGGCGACGAGGCGGGUUGCGCCAUCCACGAGGCAGGCGGCGGCGAAGAGGAUGCGGGCGGCAGCGGCCGGCGGCGGCCGGCGAGAGGAGGUGGCCGUCGGACACGAGGAGUGGAAGCCUCAAAUAGCAUGCGGCGGUCGAUUUAGGAGGUGGAGCAGCAGCCGAUUUGGGUGGCGGAGCGGCGGACGAUUGGGAGGGGAGAUCACCGGCAGCGUCCCCAUGGGUGUACGAGGAUCUGGCCUUCAUCGCCUGCUUCCAUGCGUGACGCCGUAGGCGCGGAGCUUGGUCCAGAGCAACAUUGCUCGGGGAGGAGCUGGCCAUGGACGGGAGCUGCGUUCAGAACCUCACGACGGUUGUAGAAGGGGGCGCGGGGUUCAGCGACAACAGGGCCACCGACCACCAUAGCUCUUCAUGGCUGGGUGUGUGUGUCCUGCAUGGUCAGGUGCUCCGCACGCCGUGUUGCUUCGUCCCGUCCGAUGGCUCUGGAUCUGUACUCGAAGCAGGCGAAGAGCUCUGAACUCCAAGCAGACGGACAAGUGCCCAGAUGAACUUCAAGCAGUCGAUCAGGCUACUGGCUCUGGACUCCAAGCUAGGAGAAGAGCUUGCUGAUCCCAUUUUCUCUGGGAGUUCAAGGUGAUAUUCUGGCUAGUCCCCUUCGUCGCACCUGCUACUCCCGGCCACGCACGGCUAGUGCUGCUCUGUGAGCAUAAUUGUCACUUUUUUCCUUACCAUGUAGAGGUCAAAUGGCUUACCAACUAGAUGUAGUAUGUGCACAUGUAAGAUAACAAUAUACAUGCAAUUCAAAUAUCAUGUGUUGCCAUGGCAAUUUAAUUUCACACACCCUCGCAAAUUAUUCCCCCAUGGGAAAUAAUUCAUAAAAAGCAUGGCAAUUACAUCAUAGAAUUAGAAUAAUCUUUGCCAUGCUCAAAGUUUGUAUCAAGUACAAAGUUGCCAUGCUGAUUUCUAGGCAGAUAAAAACAGUCAAACAUUUUUAGAUAAAAAUUUGCCAUGCUAUUUUACAGAACACACAAAUAUUUGCAGCUUUCAUAUAUAACUGAAUAUUUGUACAGUAAGUUCAGUUCUCAUUUGGAGCUAUCACAACAUUUUUUUGUCACUAGUAGUGUGUCUCAAGCAGGUUGUUAGGGGGUGUUCAACCUCUGGUGAACGAAUUGUGCCUUCUUUGCAUGGUUAGUUUUGUGGCUCUAGGAUGGCAAAUUUUAAGGCGUUUCAUUUUUGUGGUUGAUUGUCCUGCCAGUGUGGUGUUGGCAGGUCUAUGUUCGACGUCGCUGGUCGUCUUUGGAGUAGCUCGAUGGGAUGGGGAGGCGUUCAAGUUGGGGCUUUUUUCAUCCCGAAGAGUCCAUCGUUGCCCCACUCGUACCGAACGAAACGUGCGAUUUGGGGUGCUACCAGACCAAUCGUCAGCAGCAUAUCGCGGUCCUAAAUUUAAAUUUUUUGCCAUCGCAUUUUUUCGUUAAUUGGCAUGGCAAAUUUAAGCUAAAUCUAGUGGUAACUUUUAAGUUUUAUUGCCAUGGCAUUUUUUUAUCUUUUAUUUGUCAUGGCAAUUUUACAUUUUUUCAUGCCUAAAUUACCUAUAUCUACAUGGAAAAUAUUUAACUAUUAUUGCCAUGGCAAUUUUCACUCUUUUUUUUGCCAUGGAACAUUCACAUUUAUUUGCGAUGGCAAAAUUACCAAUAUUGCCAUGGAAAAUUUACUUAAACCACCUUGGCAAUUUUUAAAUUUUAUUGCCAUGGCAUUUUUUACUCUUUAUUUUUGCCAUGGCAAUUUAUAUUUAUUUUCCAUGGCUAAAUUAUCUAUAUCAACAUGGCAACAUGGAAAUUUUCACUUUCAUCUUUUUUCAAGGGAUUUUUACGUACAGUGCAAGUUGCCAUGACUUUUUUUCCGUGCCAUUGCAUAAAGAAAGAUCUUUUUGUCCAUGGCAAAAUCUGUUUUGUUAAAUACGAAUGGCAUUUUCUGGUUUGCAUCACUGGGAUUUUUUAGUUAUCAAUUUUCCCCUUUUCAAUGGCAAUUUUUUCAUAGCAUAGCAAAAUCUGGGCUUUCUUUCACAAGCUUAAAAUAUGUCUUUUAGUCACAGUAGAAACUGGGCCAUACUGGGCUUUUCUUUUAUUAGUCAACAGAAGGCAGCGAUGCUGGGUGUUCGGGCUGGGGCUCCUCUGGUCCCGAACUACUUUGUUCGAUCGAUGCCCAGAUUCCUCCCGAACGAAUCGUUUCCUCCCGAACGAAUCGUUCGGCCUGGGGAGGCCCCAGACCCAACGUUCGGCCGUUAUCCGUGUCCAAAAUCAAGAGUGAAAAAUCUUGAACAAGCCUAGACGAGAAAUACUAUGGGACCGGAGAGCAUUGCACGAGAGCUCUGGUUUCCGGUCCGCCAGCGCGGAGCGCGCCUCCUCGGCAGCCGGAGGCCGCUCAUCGCAGACGGCUACGGCGUGUACUCCCUGGCGCGCCGCCGCUACAUCCGUACGACGCGGCACCAGCGCUACCGCGUGCUGAGAGAGGAUCUCACCCCGCUCGUCAAAGCCUACCGCUCACUGCAAAAGCUCGGGAUGGAAAACUGGCCGGAGUACGACGAGGAAGCGAAGAGGAUCAUGCUCUGGAAGCGCAAGCUCAUGGACAUGUACUGGGACGCCGCGCCGGACAAGCGCAGGGCGAGCGCCACGGAGCGCUACCUGAGGGUGCGGUACAAGCACCGGAUGCUCUACCCUUUCGUGGCGUGCAACGGCGUCGUCGUGGCCGGCGGUCUGGCGCAGCGGAUACUCGGGAGAAACAUGCCAAUCUUCGGCCUGCUGCUCUACAUCUUGGCGAUAUGGUUUCUGGUAGCACUGACUGAGAUAGUGGUCUCGGCUAGGUGGAUGACGUGGAUCCUCCCCCGCUCCGUAAUCUACAACGUUUUGGAAUUUGAGUUCACAAAUUGAUUCCACGGACAUUUUCUGUUAGUACAAGGGGCCAGAUUCUUCUUCCAUGUAAUAGUAUAUUGCUGCUUUUCAUAAUGUCUUUUUUAGCAA